AUGCUGCUGGAUGAGGGCCACGAGAGACUCUAUGUGGGGGCCAAGAACACCCUGUACUCCCUGAGCCUGGACCGGGUUAACACGCACCACAGAGAGAUUCAUUGGGCCACUACUGAGUCACAGGUAGAGGAGUGUUUGAUGAAGGGAAGGGAGAAGCCAGAGUGUGCGAACUACAUCAAGGUAUUGCAGCAGUACAAUCAAACACACUUGCUGGCGUGUGGGACAGGAGCCUUUAACCCUGUUUGUGGCCUGGUCAGGGUGGGACACACAGGGCAGGACAGGCUGUUUAGUCUGGACAAGGAGAGCAUUGAGAGCGGGAGAGGACGCUGCCCGUACGACCCCAACAGCCCCUGUACCUCCACACUGUCCAGGGGAGAGCUGUAUAUUGGCCUGUAUACAGACUACUGGGAGAAUGAUGGAGCUUUGUGUCGCCUGAACAACCAGACCUACACACGCACCGAGCGAGAUGACAGACAGCAGCUCAGUGAACCAAAGUUUAUUGGGUCGGCUGUUAUCCCUGAUAACGAUGACAGGGAUGAUGAUAAGGUUUACUUCUUCUUCACGGAGCGAGAGAUGGAUGCUCAAGGGGUGAACAAGGCUGUUUUCACACGUGUGGGGCGAGUCUGUGCGAAUGACCAAGGAGGACAGAGGAUGCUAGUAAAUAGAUGGAGCUCCUUCCUGAAAACUCGUCUCAUCUGCUCUGUGGCUGGGCCCAAUGGCAUCGAUACACACUUUGAUGAGCUUGAGGAUGUGUUUGUGCUCAAGAAUAAGGACAAGAAGAAUCCAGAAAUAUUUGGCCUCUUCAGCACAACAAGCGCUGUGUUUAAGGGCUACGCUGUGUGUGUCUAUCACAUGGAUGACAUCAGAGCAGCCUUCAAUGGUCCAUUUGCCUACCGGGAGAGACCUGAGCAUCACUGGACUCCCUACGAAGACAGGGUCCCCUAUCCUCGGCCUGGAUCUUGUGCCAGCAAGGUGAAUGGCGGUGGCUUCUCCAGCUCGAAGGAGUUUCCUGAUGAGGUUUUGCGGUUUGUGCGCUCCCAUCCUGUGAUGUAUCGCCCGGUGCGUCCCCUGCACCGCAGACCUGUCCUGCUGCAGACAGAGCCAGGCAGAAGAAAGCUCACUCAGAUUGCUGUGGACAGGGUCCAGGCGCAGGAUGGGCACUAUCAUGUCCUAUACAUCGGCACUGAUGACUCACUGGUGUUGAAAGUGAUCACCAUCUACAACAAAGACACAGAUACUGUGGAGGAGGUGCUGUUGGAAGAGCUGCAAGUAUUCAAGGUGCCAGCGCCAAUAACAGAGAUCAUAAUAUCAGCUAAAAGGCAACAGCUGUAUGUGGGGUCGGAGGUGGGUGUGGCUCAGGUCAGACUGCAUCAGUGUGACCUGUACGGCUCUGAAUGUGCUGAUUGCUGUCUGGCCAGAGACCCCUACUGUGCCUGGGAUGGCCUCACUUGCUCCAGAUACUACCCUGCUGGAGUCUACACCAAGAGACGAUUCAGGCGGCAGGAUGUUCGCCAUGGCAACGCCGUCCAGCUGUGCAAUGGGCUGCAAAUUGAUGAUGAGCAGUGGCACAGGGCUGAGGAGAGGCUGGUAUAUGGAGUGGAGAACAACAGUACUUUGCUGGAGUGUACCCCCCGAUCACUGCAGGCAAAGGUUCUCUGGUUCCUCCAGAGAGGAGGAGACAAACAAGAGGUUCAAAGUGAUGAGCGAGUUAUCAUGACCUCCCAUGGGCUGCUGUUCUUGCGUGUGAGAAGCUCUGAUGCUGGUGUGUACGUGUGCCAGACAGUAGAGCAUGGCUACGUGCACACGCUGCUGCGCAUCACUCUACACGUGCUCAGAGGGGAGAGGGUGGAGUCAGUGAUACACAAGGGGGAGAGAGCCGAAGACGGGGAUGGAGAGAAAGCUGCAGCUCCCUGUCGCUCCUCCAUGGGCCCUCACUCCAGGCUGUGGUACAAGGAGUUUCUCCAGCUGAUUGGCUACGGGGAUGCCCAGAGAGUAGAGGAGUACUGUGAGAGAGUGUGGUGCUCUGAUAAAAAACGCAAAAAGACAAAGAGGAGGUAUGUUCCUGCAGGGGGUGAGAAGAGAGGGAAAGGAAGGGGAGAGGAGAACUCCCACAGAGCUCCCAGGCACACCCUGGACACCUGAGGAGAACAGAGACUAAC
Molecule: messenger RNA, 2159 nt
Organism: Myripristis murdjan (pinecone soldierfish)
Lineage: Eukaryota; Metazoa; Chordata; Actinopteri; Holocentriformes; Holocentridae
Gene: sema3e
Product: sema domain, immunoglobulin domain (Ig), short basic domain, secreted, (semaphorin) 3E
Exons: 17
Coding region: 1-2142 (713 amino acids)
Biological process (GO): neural crest cell migration; positive regulation of cell migration; axon guidance
Cellular component (GO): plasma membrane
Molecular function (GO): semaphorin receptor binding; chemorepellent activity
Source: RefSeq, a predicted model, not a curated record